AUGAAGGGUCCUCGGGCCUUCAAGGUCGCUUCGGCGCUUUCACUCUUUACAAGUGGCUUGUGUGCUGAUAAUUCCACUAAUACCACCUCCGCCUCCGAGCCCACGCUUCUGUCAGAUGGCAACUUGGACCUGGGCGUUGCCGCCGACGCAUAUGAAAAGGCCGUUGCCUUUGUCUCCACCCUGACCAACGCCCAGAAGAUCACCAUCAUCACUGGCGGAGACCUCACAGAUGAUAAUGCGACAUGGACGGCCUUGGUAACCAAGGACGGCGCUGCUGGUAUCAACCAGAACUUUUUCGUUUCAGGUUUCACGGCACCUUCCGCUCUCGCCAUGACUUGGAACCGAACCCUCUUCCGGGAGAACUUUUAUGCUCUUGGAGAGGAGUUCUACGAUGCUGGUGCCAACCUGAUUGACGGCCCCGUCUCCAGUCCCAUGGGCCGUGUGGUAUACGGAGGACGUAACCCCGAAGGCUACGGCCCUGACCCGUACCUCAAUGGUGUUGCCGUGGGUCUGGGAGUUGAGGGAAUGAACAGUGCCGGUGUCAUUACCGGAGCCCGUCACUACCUGUUCAACGAGCAGGAAACCAACCGAUCCAGCACCAACAGGUACUCGAGCAACGUCGACGACAAGACCACCCGAGAGGUCUACCUGUGGCCCUUUGCCGAUGGUGUCAAGUCUGGCUUGAUGGCCGCCAUGUGUGGAAUGAACAAGAUCAACAACACCCUGUCCUGCGAGAACUCGGAUACCUUGAACAAAUACUUGAAGUCUUCCGUGGGUUUCCCCGGUAUGGUUUUCCCUGAUGUGUCUGCACAGUCUACAUCAUACGGUUCUGCCAACGGUGGUCUGGAUUUCGGUUCUUCCUCGCUCUGGUCCGAAGACAUUCUCGAGGCUGGUAUUGCCAACGGUAGCUUUACCCAAGCUAGACUGGAUGACAUGGCUGUCCGCAACGUCAUCGGAUACUACUACGCUGGACUCGACGACGGUCUUCAGCCCUCGGAAAUGGGCACUGACGAGUUCCGUGAUGUCCGUGGAGAUCACGCGGAUGUUAUCCGCCGCGUUGGCGAUGAGGCAAUCGUCCUCCUUAAGAACACCCAAGAUGGCACUGGUCGUGGUCUUCCCCUGAACAAGCCCCGAACUGUUUCCCUUUUUGGAGCUCAUGCUGGCCCUGCCAUGGGUGGCCCGAACAGAGCCUUCAGUGUCGCUGGUACUCCCUCUGACACAUACCAAGGUCAUCUUGCCGGAUCUGGAGGUUCCGGCCAGCCUUCUCUCCCCUACCUCGUGACUCCUUACCAGGCAAUCUCUGCCCGCGCCAUUUCCGACCGCUCCAUGAUUUGGUGGAUCCUGAACAACACCUACACGGACUCUACUUCCUCCUCUGGCGGAGGAGGUGGUUUCGGCGGCGGUGGCGGCAUGCCGACAAUGGGAGACAACAGCACUACCAAUGGCACUUUGACUGGUGGCCCAACCGACAGCGGCAACAGUAGCUCGAGCAUGGGAGGCGGCGGCGACAGCAGCAGCAGCACCAACCUUAGCAACCUUGGUUCCGGUACUGCUCAGUCACCGUCCAUCACAAACUACGCCCCCAACUCAGCCGCCUGCCUUGUCUUUAUGAAUGCCGAUUCCGGCGAGGGCGCCGACCGCAGCGAGCUGUCCAACACUGAGCAGGACACCCUUGUCACCACCGUUGCUGCCAACUGCAACAACACCAUCGUGGUUGUCAACACUGUCGGUGUUCGUAUUCUCGACGCUUGGAUUGAGCACGAGAACGUCACCGCUGUCCUCUACAGUGGUCUGCUGGGCCAGGAAUCCGGAAAUGCCAUUACCGAUGUUCUGUACGGCGACGUGAACCCCAGCGGCAAGCUCACCUACACCAUUCCCAAGAACGCCAGCGACUACCCCUCCGAGUUCAACAUCUGCGAGGAGGAGCAGUGCGACUACACCGAGGGCGUCUACCUCGACUACCGCUGGUUCGACGCCCAGAACAUGACGGUCCGCUACCCCUUUGGCCACGGUCUGUCCUACACCAACUUCACCUACGGCACCGACGUGACGGCCACUGUCGUCAACGAGACGGCCCUGUCCUACAAGUACGCCUCGGGCGCCAUGGCGCUCGGCGGCCAGGAGGACCUCUGGGACGACCUUGUCAACGUCACGGCCAGCGUGUCCAACAGCGGCUCCCUGACGGGCGCCGAGGUCGCCCAGCUCUACGUCUCCUUCCCCGACGAGGCCGAGCAGCCCAUUCGCAUACUGCGCGGCUUUGAAAAGGUCACCAUUGCCCCCGGCGAGUCCGCCAACGUCGGCUUCACCCUGCGCCGCCGCGACCUGAGCUACUGGGAUACCGCCGCCCAGGGCUGGGCUAUUGCCUCUGGUGACUAUACCCUCGCCGUCGGUACCAGCUCCCGGGAUCUGAAGGCUAGCACUACGCUCAGCCUCCAGGUUGCUGCUUAA
Molecule: messenger RNA, 2448 nt
Organism: Pestalotiopsis fici W106-1
Lineage: Eukaryota; Fungi; Ascomycota; Sordariomycetes; Amphisphaeriales; Sporocadaceae
Exons: 6
Coding region: 1-2448 (815 amino acids)
Biological process (GO): glucan catabolic process
Molecular function (GO): beta-glucosidase activity
Source: RefSeq, a predicted model, not a curated record